Molecule: messenger RNA, 2269 nt
Organism: Plutella xylostella (diamondback moth)
Lineage: Eukaryota; Metazoa; Arthropoda; Insecta; Lepidoptera; Plutellidae
Source: RefSeq, a predicted model, not a curated record
AGCGCGCCCGCUGCACGGUAAAAAUAUAAAAAAAUAUAGCUCAGUCGAUUCAAUGAGAUGGAGUUACAAAUAUGAUUUAGAAUUCUCCGAUACCUUUUGUUGUUGCAAGAAUUGAAUUGAGUCCAAUAAUACCUCGGUAACCGUCGAGUAUUUUACGAAAACACGUGGUUUUUUUUAUCCUUGUGUGUUUGUGAAAGUGGCAGGGACGAAAUUUGACUUGGAAAUGCUAUUUUCGUGAAGCACAAUGAAAUGCCCCGUUGAGGCUCGUUGCAUAAUCUGUCACUACACAUUCUGCUGCGCAAGUUGUCGCUGGAAGCACGAGGAGGAGACCCAUGGUCUCAAGUACGACUGCUGCCUCUGCCGAGGACAACGGUACCUCUGCAGGCCAGAACACUUGGACAACAAGGAUUUCAUCAAACACAUCACAGAAAAACAUUUACCUCUCCAGUGCAGGAAGUGCCAGCAACUGUUCACAAACAUGGAAGAUCUCAUCAACAUAGAUAAGUGUCAGAGCAUCACCGAACUGAUAGACCAACCUCAAGUGAGAAAAGAUCCAACAGAAAUUGAAGCAAGAUUUGAUUCUAUCUACGAAAAAACUAUAGCUAUUAACGAUAAUGAAAACAUAGAGGCUAUCAUAUCUGUUAACAAAAAUAAUAGAACUGCAGUUAUAACACCAAUUGUGCGAAAGAAAACUUUGGUAGAUUAUGAAUCCAGUGAAGAUUCAGAGUAUGAUAGCCCGAAACCAACGGCCAACAUGCAUACCCCACAUCCUAAAAUGGCUCCUAAAACACCGAAACUAAAAAAACAAAGGGCCGCGACUCCUCAUGCUAAGAAAUUUAUAAAUUUGAUGCGGCAAAGAGUAAUAGAGGAAUAUGAGAAAGAAGAAGAAUGCAAAAUAGAAAAAGAUUUAGAUGAUUCACCAGUUGGUAGCAAAACAACUCCUGUCCGAAAGGAAGAUGGUCUCACAGCCCAACCGUCCAAAGGCAUGACGACCCCGACGUCCCACCUGCCGGACCGCUGCCUGAAGCUGGCGCAGGCGGUGACCACCAGCACGCCGACGCACCCGGCCGCCGGCGCCUGGGCCAUGUUCCCCGAGCAGGGCGCCGACUCGCCGCUCAGCGAGAUCGAGGGCACCACAGGGGAGAGCCCGGCGCAGAGCAGCUGUGAUCCAUCAAAAUCGGAGUCGCAACCAAAGCUGAAGAGCAUAAUAGUGACCGCGAGCCGCCUGCGCCUCGGCAGCCAGGACAGCUCCGAGAAGCAGGUCACCUUCCAGGACUCCAACAAUACUGAUGGCUCCGUCAAGAGCAAACGGGUCAAGUUCGCCGACGACACCGUGUUUCACCAGGAAAACAAGGUUAAGAGAGUUUUCCGCAAACCCAAGCGGAUGCUGACCCCGGGUCCGCAGAAGCCGGGCAGAUAUUGCUUCAACCCGCGGUUCCAAGCCCUCAUUAACCGCUUCGAAAACCAGGGAAUAACUUUAGCCCGGACUCCUGUCAAUAGCAACAGAGACCGGGAACAGGAGUCCACGCCCCCUGUCGGCGAACACGCCAAUAUACCGGCGCGGGCGAUCAACUUUAAAGAGUCUGUAGACAGUCCGGCCGUCAGUUCAGUGACGGAGAAAGAAUCAAAUGAAUUAUUCAGGACGUGCGUGGACUCGCCUGUCCCCAGCCAGCCGCUGCAGACGGCCAUCUCGGCGCUCACCACGAACAUCGCCGGCUCUCUGCAAAAUUGCCUCUCGUCCGCCCUCCGCGCCAAUGAGGAAGAAACGGAAAUACAAUUCAAAUUCGUUAUCACGAAACGAAAGGCCGUCCUCAGAAAAAUACCCGGCGAAGGGGAGAAUUGCAACGAAAUUGUUGAGGCUUACGACGCAAAUAAGGAAAAUAUUUGGUCAUCAGUGGCGAGGGCUGUCAAGAAUGUGUUCUGGGGGGAGCAAGGCAUGAGCUUAGCAACAACAACCCCUCUGACGCGUCCACCAAACGAGUCGCGCUCCUCGUCCGGCUGCAAGAGGAAAUCCGACGACCUGUCCGACAACGAGUUGAGUCCGCUGAACCACAAGCGGCACAAGUACUCGGGGCGGCUGCGCGGGCGCCCCCCGCUCCCCCGCAGCGGGGGGGUGGCGCGCCUGCGCGGGUCAAUGUCCGCCGAGCAACACAGCUUGUUGAAGGAAAUGCCGGCAGAUGGCGCUGCCAAUCAGUCGUUUUAGAAUUAGGAGUUAUAUUGUUAUGGAGAAAAAGGCAGUGGAGUUUUGAUUGGUUUGUGUCGUGUAAAU